Neurospora tetrasperma FGSC 2508 is the source of this 2999-nucleotide messenger RNA. RefSeq lists its product as uncharacterized. NCBI's taxonomy places the organism in Eukaryota, Fungi, Ascomycota, Sordariomycetes, Sordariales, Sordariaceae. The coding region runs from base 1 to 2664 and encodes 887 amino acids. The record is from RefSeq and is a predicted model, not a curated record. The transcript is spliced from 4 exons.
AUGGCAACCGUCAACGGAAAAGCAAACGUCAACCGACCGGUUGAUUCCAAGCAGAAGGAGGCCGAUGUCAACCGUAAACUUCAGUUCUACGGAAUCGCCAGCGCUUUCCAGUACGGGAAAGUUCCUUCGAACGACCAAAUCGAUGUUGCGUUGAACAGCUUCCUCCAGUCCAAGGCGCUCGCAAACCCAUCCAAGAAGCUCUCUCCAGAGGGACAGCAGCUCGUUGCCGAUUUCAGGGAGGUUGUGAAAGAGGCCAAGAAUCUUCUGCUCUCCAAGAAUGAGGGAAACCUCCUCCAGGAUUUCAUUUGGCAGACACAGCAGUUCAACCCCAAGGCUGUCAGCCUCCCUGGUGCCCCUGUGGAUAAGGAACAGGCCCAGCAGCAUGGCAACCAGGCUCUCGAGGGAUUGCGCACUUUGGGCACUCUCAUUAUCACCAACGGCCAGUUCCGCAAACUGCUCAAGGAUGCCACUGUCUUGCUCCGUGAUAUCGCUGGCGAUGCUGCUACCACUGCCGCCGCUCGCGUGAGGCCUUCCCAGGAGGAUCUUCAGCAGCUUGAUGCGCCCGCUCCUGAUAAUACUUGGCACGAGAAGCCUGAUUUUUCCCGCGAUCAGGUGAAGAGCAAGUUCGGCAACAUUUACAAGGGAAACCCCAAGGAGGACGCCAAGCAUGUCUUGGGCGAGGCCACCUCUGCUGCUCACCCUGAUGGAUCGGCCGACCCCAGAGAUUUGGCCAACACCGCUGCUCAUGAUGGCCGCACUGGCGCCUCUUCCGGUAUUGACGCUGAGAAGGGUCUCUCUUCUGCUGCCAACACGGCUCAGCGCAAGCUUGACCAGAACCUUGAUGAUGAGACCAAGGAGAAGGCCAAGAAGAAGAAGGAGGAGUACAAGGCCCGUAUGAGGGAAUACUUCAACAAGAAGGUUCCCCAAGAGCGUCGCGAACAGACAAUCUGGCGCUUGAAGAAAAUGAUCGUUGAAAUCCAGCAGCACCCCGAUUACCACCGUGCGAUCACCACUUUGCUCAACAUCGCCGAGGAGUACGGUAGCCACGCCAACAGACUUGCUCAGGGAGGCACUAGUACUGUGAAGGAUACGCGUAACGCUUUGGCCCAGGCCGAGGGUGAUCUCAAGACCCUUAUUGAGCGCUUCGCCAAUGGCACUUCCACUGAUGAUCUGUGGGCUUCCAUCAAGACCAUCUAUGAGGAUGCCGACAAAGAUCCCGAGUUGAAGAACUGGUUCAAGGCCAUGAACAGCUUCAUUCGCCGCUGCCUCCAGGAGGAGGGUUACAUCCUCGAUGAUGCUUCCAACGAGGAGUGGAACCGCCUUUACGACCAAGGCAACUACCUUCUCCGCAACAAAUAUCGUGCCCACACCGAUCGCGUUAUCGAUGAACUCAAGUUCUUGGCCGAUCAGUUCGACCAUGAUCCCCAAAACAAGAGCUUUGCGGCUUCCCUGAACAAGUUGUUCACUGAUCUUGGCAACGAUGAGAAUGGCAAGCCUACCUUCAAGCCCCAUCUCGUCAAGGAUCUGACAGACGUGGUCAUCCCCGCCAUGUUCGAGAAUAUCGCUUACAUUCCGGUUCCCCGUAUCGAGUACUCCGAUCACCAGAUCGACGCCGUGAUUGAGAACCUUGUCCUUGAGAGCGACAACUUCAUGCCCAAUGUCCUCGAAGUUGCUAGUGAAAACUACCUGCGCUUUGGUCGCAAGAAGAUCGCCAACAAGAAGAAUAUGUCCGUUGACGUCAAAGUUGCCGGUAUCCAAAUGGAUCUGCGCGACGUGAGCUACUACAUCAAGCGGAAGCAGGGCUUCCCAUCGCUCAGCGACACUGGUAUUGCCAACAUUUUGCUGGAGGGUGACGGCUUCACCUUCCGCAUGAAGAUGUCUUCGGCCGAUGCUAAGGAUAGGCAGAACUUCUUUAAGAUUGACAAGGUGGAUGUUGAUGUCAAGCACUUCCGUAUCAAGUUGAUCAAGUCCAACCACAAGUUGCUUUUCAACCUCUUCAAGCCCAUAAUGCUCAAGGUUCUCCGCCCCGGUCUCCAGAAGGCUCUCGAAAAGGCCAUCCGUGAUCAGGCUACCAGACUUGACAGCAUCCUGUACGAGGUCAAGCAGGAGGCUGAUAGGGCUCUUGACGAGGCUCGCGAAGAUCCCGAGAAGACUCCCAACAUCUACAAACGCUAUGUCACAGCGGCACAGAAGAAGGUCCUCCAGGGCAAGCAGAAGGCCGAGGGCACUGUUGCUGACAAGAAGAUCAACUAUGCUGUUACUAAGGAGGACAGCAUCUUCCCCCACAUCAGCCUUCCUGGCGGAAUCAGCUCCAAGGCCACGGAGUACAAGGAGCUCGCUCGCAAAGGCGACAAGUGGGAGAGCCCCGUGUUCUCGAUUGGUUCUGCUGGAAAGAGCCACGACAUUCCCCCCGCCCCACGUGUUGUCCGCAAGCCGCACUCUACCACUGGCACUGGCACUAAUGGUGCAGCCCACGGCACUGGCAACGGCCACGCGCUCCACGGCGGUCCUGGCAUGAACGUCGGCAAUGGUAGCUUGAACAUUGGCAACGAUGGCCUGAACCUUCCCGGUGCCAACUACCUUCCUGGCGACCCUGCUGUAAGCGGUUUUGGAACGAAGAAUGUCGGCAGCGCCCCUAACGGCCGCGCUACUGUUGGUGUUUGAAGACAUGACGAGAUGACGUUUCCUUGGAAUGAACCUGGAAAGCUGGCUUUGCAAAACUAAUGAUUGAAUGCCGCUGAAUAUGGAUAGGAGGAAUUCUGAAAGGUACAUGGUUUAUACCCAUUGCAAUUUAAUUGUCGGAGGAAGCAAGUCAAAAAAGUACCCAGGGCGGAGGGAAAACGAAGGGAUACCCAGAGACUGCGUAGCACGGUUCGAUUGGCUUUACUGAGCACCUAAUUUUUCCUUUGUAAAACUUUGGUACCGGUUUAUUAACCCCUCACUCCCUACGAAACUUCAAGAAAAGAAAGAUAGUCGAUUAAUUCCACUUGUCAUGCAAA